Naumovozyma dairenensis CBS 421 is the source of this 219-nucleotide messenger RNA. It is a transcript of the gene ATX1, whose product is annotated as copper metallochaperone ATX1. The transcript has a single exon. Bases 1 to 219 code for a protein of 72 amino acids. The record is from RefSeq and is a predicted model, not a curated record. Lineage: Eukaryota; Fungi; Ascomycota; Saccharomycetes; Saccharomycetales; Saccharomycetaceae. Gene Ontology annotation, molecular function: copper chaperone activity; metal ion binding. Gene Ontology annotation, biological process: copper ion transport. Gene Ontology annotation, cellular component: cytosol.
AUGGCAGAAAAUCAUUACCAAUUCAACGUUGUUAUGACUUGCUCUGGUUGCUCCAAUGCAAUAAAUAGAGUGUUGACUAAGUUGGAACCAGAAGUAUCCAAGAUAGACAUAUCUUUAGAAGAUCAAACAGUAGAUGUUACGACAAGUUUGCCCUAUGAAACUAUAUUAGAAAAGAUUUCCAAGACUGGGAAAGAAGUUAAAUCUUGGAAGGUACUAUAG